Messenger RNA from Suillus subaureus, 1139 nucleotides. RefSeq lists its product as uncharacterized. The transcript is spliced from 15 exons. Lineage: Eukaryota; Fungi; Basidiomycota; Agaricomycetes; Boletales; Suillaceae. The record is from RefSeq and is a predicted model, not a curated record. Bases 1 to 909 code for a protein of 302 amino acids.
AUGUCUCCAUCCCCCCAGUUCAUGGAAGGCCUUUGGGUGCGGAAAUCAUUCUCCGCAGCUGGCCAUACGUUACUAGUCUACGACCAUCUCCUAACUUUCGGAGAUGAAUUCGUCUACAUCUGGGACGCCCCUUGGACGGUUGUCAAAGUCUUGUUUCUUCUCAACCGGUAUGGUAACCUUAUUGGACAGACUGCCAUCCGGCUGGAAGAGGCUGGUCUCCUCGCACAUAAUUCUCAAAAAUUCUGCCAACGCUUCACAAUUUUCACCACUUGCUUUAUGUUUGUAUCCACUGAGUCGAUCCACAUCCUCGUGCUUGUGCGUGCAUGGGCUAUCUGGGGAACUCGGAAGCGCCUGACGAACAUCUUUACUUGGAGCUAUGUGGGCUACGUCCUUAUGCUGUUGAUCAGCUCAGUGCAUAGUUUGCACGCCAGAAAUAUUCAAUUUUUGUUCCUCGACGUGACUCAGGUUUGCGUGACGAUAAUGCCUAAAUAUGUGUGGCUGGUUUAUGUCGGAAGCUUUAUUCUCGACACAGUGCUCUUUAUCUUGACGAUGCGAAGUCUCCGGAGAUAUUCUAGGGAAUUUCAGCAACUCUACCCGUCCAGUCUCCUCCAUGUGCUCUUUCGGGACGCGAUCAUCUUUUUCAUCGCUAGUACCUUCAGUAAUGCAUUGACCAUCGCCUCUUGGACUGCAUUCUGGGACAACCCGAAAUAUUUCCUUGCUAAAGGGUUUGCGACUCCGCUACUUUCAGUAGCUGGUCAGCGCCUAGUCCUGAAUCUUCGAGGUCUUCAAACGCGUACCUACACAACUUGCGAUCUCAGUCGUGAAGUGGACCGGCAACUUCAAGCGUUUGUUGAAGUCAGUUCGCCAGGCCUGGAUGAAGUGAAAGAGUUGGAAGAUGUGCGGGUGUAGGGUGUUGUUUUGUACCAAAAUGCCUGGAAAUCGAUCGAACAUGACCUUGGUGCUCGUUUUUGUUUCCGGAAUUUUCUUUGCGUUUCCUAUGCUCCUUUUACAUAAGUAUCCGUAUAUAUUCAGUAUCAGGUGUAUGCCUCAAUCGCAGUGACUAUCUCCGACUGACUGUAUGUACUAGUAAUGUGUCAAUGUGUAGUUAGUGUGCCUUGUAAUUCUGCUGCAGUUCUACC